AUGGCUUCGAAUUCGAGUGGUUGCGAGAUCGACUCUGUGCAAGUGGAGCGAGCAGUGGACUGUCCAAGAAGUGACCACAAUCGGACCGUUGAAGAGCUGGUGUCCCGCGAUCAGCACGCCGUGAUCGUAGUCUAUUGGGUGCUGAUGACCUUGGGCGGGCUCGCGAACCUAGCGGUGCUGCUGAGCCUGGCGAGGACACGACGGCGCAAGUCCAGGGUCGACUUGCUGAUGACUCACCUCGCUGUGGCAGACGUCUCCGUCACCUGCGGUGUUAUACCGCUGGAGAUCGGCUGGAAGUACACGAACGAGUGGUUGGCGGGAAACGUUCUAUGUAAAAUACUGCUUGUGAUGCGUGCCUUCGGCCUGUACUUGUCCUCCAACGUGCUGGUCUGCAUAUCUCUCGACAGAUUCUUCGCCGUCCUUUAUCCGCUUAAACUGCGAGCGGCGGGAAAACGUAGCAAGUGCAUGUUAUACUGCGCGUGGGCGAUGGCGCUAGCCUGCAGCUUGCCACAGAGCGCAGUAUUCCGAGUGCUCGAGCACCCUCAGUUGGCCGGUUUCGAGCAGUGCGUGUCGUUCGGCGCGUUCUCCAGCGCCGCUCAGGAGGUGGCGUACAACGUUGCCUGCCUGUGCGCCAUGUAUUUUGUACCGCUCCUCGUCAUCACCGCCUGCUACGUCUGCAUCUUCUGCAGGAUACGCCGCUGCAGCGUCGGCCUCGAUGGCUACUGCAGUCACGGGGCGGUUGGUUCGGGAUGGGGUGUUGCUGGCAGACGUGUGGAACGGUGCUGUACGAGAAAGGAGGGCACGCGGUGCGACCACCUCCGCCGCUCCGACCACCGCAUUUUGGAGCGCGCGCGCCGCCGCACCCUGCGUAUGACCGUCGUCAUCGUCACUGUGUUCGCUCUCUGCUGGCUGCCCUACGCCGUUAUGGCCAUGUGGUACAUGGUAGACUGGCGUUCGGCGUCCCGUGUGUCACCGCAAAUCCAAGAUAUGCUGUUUGCGAUGGCCGUUUCCAACUCCUGCAUGAACCCACUGGUCUACGGUUCCUACGCCCUGCGCUCAAAUGAGACCAUCCAAAAGCUUAUCAGAAAAGCCUGGUGCUGGUCUACCGACUCCAACACUACUACAGAACAGCAAUCGCACUCGUCUGGGCGUGCGAUUUGCGGAGACCUCGCUGACGUCGCCCAAGGCCGGCAGCGCCCCAGAGCCGAGGGUGAGGCGGGGGCCCGCCUGACAGCCGCCGCCGCGGCUGCUCUGCGCCCCGCAAGAGCGGCAGCGCGCACUGCACGAGUGCCGUGGAGCUAUGUCCACCCUGGUCUAAACCCGCCUCGCUACAGUGCAGCGCGCUACAGAGCCCUGAUAGCUCAGUGUCCGGGCGCUCGUCUU
This is a messenger RNA of Iphiclides podalirius (scarce swallowtail), 1383 nucleotides long. Lineage: Eukaryota; Metazoa; Arthropoda; Insecta; Lepidoptera; Papilionidae. The record is from the annotation of a GenBank genome assembly.